GCGCGCGCUGGGAAGGAAACCUAUAACCCACAUACUAGACAGCACGCAUCUAGUUAUUUUGCAACUAGAAGACAAGUUAUUUUCAAGUUUUUUUCAAGCUUGACGCCCGUGUUGCUGUUUCUACUUGCGUUCACUACUUCAAGUUAUCAGGGCGGUGAAACCCUGAUCUCCGUCCUGCCGCAAUCCGGCGGGUGUUAAGAUCCAUGGAAGUGGCCGGUUUUUACGAGGGGGACUACCUCGCUUUUCACAGCAAUAACACCAUCAGCAACUCUGUCAGCGACGGCAUAUGCAAGCAGCCCAUUAACGGCUCCAUGACGAAGCUUCAUGACCUCUCUGAGCACGAGAAAGCCAUAGACAUCAGCAUUUAUUUGGACCAGUACCAUCACCUGCCCAAUCAAGACGAAAGCCGGCACCGGGUGGGAAUCUACAACGACUUUCUUUCGGAGGAAAACAAGAACAAGAGAGCGUUACAAAACUACAAGAACUACAUCUCGCUGACCGACCGGGACACGAACCAGCUGACCUAUUCUGAGCUGCAAGAGACGCGCGUAGACGCAGUGUUCAGUCCGGACUUUUUGGGCAGUUUUGGCAAAAGUAACUGGCGACACGAUCUCAACGAAGACCGCCAAAUGGAUGGUUCCGGAGGUUUUGACAUGCGCUCGUAUCUGCAGUACCAGAACGCUCCCAGCGGUAGCCUGGGUAAUAUUUCCACCGCGUCCUCCUCCUGCUCAAGCCCGCCAGGUACACCUGCGCCGCCAGGUAAAGGGAGAUCACCUCAGCCGGGCGGCAAAAUGGCCUCCGGUGGGAAAGGAAAGAAGAGGCUGGAAAAGGAUAGCGACGAGUACAGACAGCGGCGCGAGAGAAACAAUCUCGCCGUGCGCAAAAGCAGGGACAAAGCCAAAAUACGCAACAUGGAGACGCAGCACAAAGUGCUCGAGCUGGCGGCCGAGAACGACCGGUUACAGAAGCGCGUGGAACAGCUGUCCCGGGAGUUGGCGACGCUGCGCAACCUGCUCUCCGCUACUGGCCAGUGCUGACGGAACUCUGGCGUGCUCGAGGAACACGUACACAGACACGGACUGUCAAAAGACUUUAAAGAGAGCAGAUUUUACAAAAAAGUCGCCUGUGAUAGAUAAAAACGAGCAAUUGCUCGUUCAAUGCGUUUACAACCGAGAGAUAAACAUGAAACUGGACUGUGCGCCUGGAUUGCGCAAUAUCUCCACCGUGUGCUUGGUAAUCUGGAAAGCCUGUCAUGUAUUUCGUCUGUAAAGUAUUUUUGUACGGGUUUAAAAGUGAGAUAUCUGUUUAAUAUUCUGUUAUUUAAAUUCAUUUCGCCAUAUCUGGGGCAGUGGUUGUCAGGGGAAGAGUUUUACUGCAGAGGUAUGAUGCAACUCAUUGUAACAGUAUUGGUAACGCAGUGAAGUAGUCUUAUAAAGACGAUAAAGGUACACUGUUCUACUGCUAUAUAAUAUUUUAUUGAAUUAAAUAAUUUUUACGCUA
Triplophysa rosa is the source of this 1500-nucleotide messenger RNA. RefSeq names its product CCAAT enhancer binding protein beta (gene cebpb). The record is from RefSeq and is a predicted model, not a curated record. Gene Ontology annotation, biological process: DNA-templated transcription; regulation of transcription by RNA polymerase II. Lineage: Eukaryota; Metazoa; Chordata; Actinopteri; Cypriniformes; Nemacheilidae. The coding region runs from base 204 to 1037 and encodes 277 amino acids. The transcript has a single exon. Gene Ontology annotation, molecular function: DNA-binding transcription factor activity, RNA polymerase II-specific; RNA polymerase II cis-regulatory region sequence-specific DNA binding.